Molecule: messenger RNA, 326 nt
Organism: Osmia lignaria (orchard mason bee)
Lineage: Eukaryota; Metazoa; Arthropoda; Insecta; Hymenoptera; Megachilidae
Source: RefSeq, a predicted model, not a curated record
AUGCAGCAGCAGCAAAUGCUGCAGAUGCAGCAAUUGCUGCAAAAAAUAGAACAGGCUCAGUAUAUCCCGCCCCCAGUACCACAGCAACAGCCGCAAAUACAACCGGCAGUAUAUACACCGCCCCCAGUACCACAGCAACAGCCGCAGAAACAACCGGCAGGACAUACACCGUAUCAACCGUACGUGUCACAGAUGAACGAGCUGUAUGAGCCUGAGGUGCAAAACAACAAAAAAGCAGCUCAUUCGUCAAUAUAGAAGAAAGUUGAAUAAGCUGCGGCGCGAAACAGCGCCACCGUCCAGCCGCGGUCGCGGAAUUGGCAGGGGAG